Molecule: messenger RNA, 471 nt
Organism: Parnassius mnemosyne (clouded apollo)
Lineage: Eukaryota; Metazoa; Arthropoda; Insecta; Lepidoptera; Papilionidae
Source: the annotation of a GenBank genome assembly
AUGAUUGAAACAUGUUCAAAAAGAUGCAUGUUAAUAGGGACAGUUUGUUUAGGAGUAUUAACUAUUGUCAUACUCAUUCUAGAAUCACAAUUAGCUGAAACACUAUCUGGAAACCACAAAAUGAGGAAUAAAACAUUUCCAACUGAAAACAAUUCGACAUGCUGGAUGCAUCAACCCUAUAAAAUAAUUAGUGAAUGUCAUCCUUGCUCAGAUUUUGAAAUUCGAAGUAAGAGUAUAGGAGUUUGUAUACAUACAAGUUUUAAGGAAAUAUUGAAGUGUGAAAAUGGUGAAACAGUCACUAGAAGUUGUGAUCGUGUUGCUUAUUUGGAAGAAAGGGCAUUCUGGAAAUUCACUAUAUGGUCAUUUGUACUAGGAACAGCAUCAUCUGUAGCUGUAAUGUUAAGAACGAGAGUACUUAAUCACAAAGCUAAAAGAAGAGCCCGGCAAGUAUUAGCAAAUGGAUCAAUAUAA